This is a messenger RNA of Cyprinus carpio (common carp), 1503 nucleotides long. RefSeq names its product complexin-1-like. The record is from RefSeq and is a predicted model, not a curated record. Gene Ontology annotation, biological process: synaptic vesicle exocytosis; neurotransmitter transport; regulation of neurotransmitter secretion. Gene Ontology annotation, cellular component: terminal bouton; SNARE complex. Lineage: Eukaryota; Metazoa; Chordata; Actinopteri; Cypriniformes; Cyprinidae. Gene Ontology annotation, molecular function: syntaxin binding.
UCCAGCGAAGGUGGUGCUGAAAGCGGCUUGUGUGCUAGAUAGAGCUGAGCCUUGCGGAGGGGGUUCAAGUUAGGUAAUGCACCAAGACUACUGAGGUCGAAUUCGGAACGAAAACACUUUGCAGAGAUCCUGGUGAGCUUGGGCCAUAUGACUAAAUGCACUGUCCUGAACUGGAUUAAGAAAGUCAUUGGUCGAUAUAAGUCCAAAGUUACCUUCUCGAUCUCUGACCCCCAUCUGGCUGUACGAUCUCUGGUCUCAUACAUUUGAAGUGCCAAGUACAAGGACAGGAACACUUGAAAAGCCAUCAUGAAUUUCCUGCUGAAGGCAGCUAUGGGAGGAGGCCCCCCUGAUGUUGGUAAAAUGUUGGGAGGAGAUGAGGAUAAAGAUCCUGAAGCAGAAAAAGAGAAGGAAGAAGAGAGACAGGAAGCUCUGAGACAGCAAGAGGAGGAGAGGAAGGCCAAACACGCCAAGAUGGAAGCAGAGCGGGAAGCCAUAAGACAGGGCAUCAGAGACAAGUAUGGCAUUAAGAAACGCGAGGAGGCUGAAGCAGAGGCGCAGGCGGCGAUGGAGCAGGCGAGCGAAGGCAGUCUGACCCGUCCAAAGAAAGCAGUACCAUCUGGCUGUGGGGAUGACGAGGAGGAGGAAAACAUCAUGGACACGGUGAUGAAGUAUUUACCGGGCCCGCUGCAGGACAUGCUGAAGAAGUAAUUCCCUAAAUAAUCUCAAGCACACGCAGCUUUAGAUAUUAUUUAAACGUGUACUGACUUCGGUGAGAAGAGAGAACACUAGAGCAAAACACUGACUACACCAUUUACCUUUCACACAUUUCAAUUCGCGAGGAGCUUUAGAUAUUAGUGACAGAUCAAUCAAUCAAGCAAGAGGGGUUAAUUAUCAGAAUAUAAGCCAUAUUUGAUCUUUACAGGGAAACCUGAAUCAUAUCAUCUCUUCGGCAGUUAUUUCUUAUUCAAUACGUAAAAAGCAAUAUAUAUGCAUGAAUUGUUCGAGUGUCUAUUCCACUGUUUUGUAUCACCAAUCGGUAAGAUUUAGCGUUCGAUAAGAGGAAAAAAGUACUUGGUUGAAGACAUUCUGGUCUUGCAUGUGUCCAUAGUGUUUGUGUGCUCACAUCAGAUAAAGAAGGCAAUAACAUUCUCCCACGCUGUAAGCUAAAUGACAACUACUUUGUACAUUUAGUUCAUUCUGGCGAAUCUUGUCACACUUGCACUGUAGUUUCAUCAGUCUGGAACAUUUAAUGCCUCAAUUCAGUUUAACAGUGUUGUCGAGACUGCGUUCUCGCACUGUUUUUGUGCUUUAUGACAGAUUCUGAAUUUACGAAGAUUUCUGAUUUUAAGAUUGAAACUAAGUUUCACAGGGACACUCCGUGUAUUUCGAAUGGACUGUAAUUUCUCUGGUCUACAGCCUGUGAUCUACAACAUUCUCAGCAAUAAUAACGUAUUCUGUUUGCUUGGCUUGCAGUAAAACGAAAAAUAAAAUCGUAAGAGUGUA